Molecule: messenger RNA, 677 nt
Organism: Olea europaea var. sylvestris
Lineage: Eukaryota; Viridiplantae; Streptophyta; Magnoliopsida; Lamiales; Oleaceae
Product: protein RADIALIS-like 2
Exons: 2
Coding region: 143-418 (91 amino acids)
Molecular function (GO): DNA-binding transcription factor activity
Source: RefSeq, a predicted model, not a curated record
CCAUUCCUCUUCUUCACAUAUCAGCUCAUCACUUCUCACUCUUUCUCAUCUUAUUUCUAGCCAUCUUCUGCCUCAAAUUUAGCCAUAUUUCUCAUCUUAAUUUCAUUGCAUUUUGAAUUAUAUAUAUAAGUAAAAGUGAUUAAUGGCGUCUAGUUCGAUAUCUUCGAGUGGUACAACCACUUGGACCGCUAAGGAGAACAAGGAGUUCGAGAAGGCACUGGCGAUGUAUGACCAAGACACGCCCGAUCGGUGGGCCAAUGUGGCGAGGGCAGUUGGAGGGAAAACCCCGGAGGAGGUGAAGAGGCAUUAUGAAAUCCUUGUUGAGGAUGUCAAAUACAUUGAGAGUGGACAAGUGCCUUUACCCAACUACAAGACCACUGCGGGCGGCAAUCGAGGUAGUAACAUCAAUGCCGAGUAGAGAUCCAUGCAGGAUGAGAAAUAAAAGCUCCAUUGAUGAAGCCGGACGUAAACAAGUUGAUGAUAUGUUAUGGUAUUUGAAUUUUCAACUAAGUUAUCCUGUAUUUGCAUCUAUAUAUUUGCUGAUAAUAUGAAGGGGAAGUAAUAUAUGAAAUCAUUAUUCGUACUUUUUAGUUUUAAUUACUGAAAUGCUUAUGUACAAUUUCGUAUCAAACCUAAUAAUGUUCUUGUGUCUAGUUGACAUAGGACUUUUAUUUGUA